AUGCAUCCAUCUGAUAAUUCCGGAGCAACUUUAGUCCCUAUUCCAUUUGAUGACUUUGGAUAUCGAUCGUGGAGAAGAGGUAUAAUGCGAAUAUUAUCUGUGAAGAAUAAGCUGGGAUUCAUCAACGGAGAAUGCAAGAGACCAAAUCCAGAUUCAUCAAAAUUUUGCCUAUGGGAAAGAUGUGAUGAUAUGGUCACCUCAUGGAUCCUAAACUCCUUAGCUAAGGAAAUUGCAAAUAGUAUUGAGUAUGUAGCAGAUGCAUUCGAAUUGUGGAGAGAACUUGAGGAUCGAUAUGAUCAGACAAAUGGAACAAAACUAUACCAGAUUCAGAAAGAAAUCAAUGAUCUAUCCCAAGGAGCCCUUGAUUUCACUAGUUAUUACACAAAAAUGAAAAAGAAAUGGGAGAAACUCAACACUUUGAUUGCCAAAUCUCAUUGCACUUGUAACUUCACAUGUGGAGCUAAGGAGAGCAUGCAUAAAGCUGAGCAGGAUAGGAGGUUGAUACAAUUCCUUAUGGGAUUGAAUGAGACGUACACUGUAGUUUGA
This is a messenger RNA of Nicotiana tabacum (common tobacco), 546 nucleotides long. RefSeq lists its product as uncharacterized. NCBI's taxonomy places the organism in Eukaryota, Viridiplantae, Streptophyta, Magnoliopsida, Solanales, Solanaceae. The record is from RefSeq and is a predicted model, not a curated record.